Molecule: messenger RNA, 460 nt
Organism: Racocetra persica
Lineage: Eukaryota; Fungi; Glomeromycota; Glomeromycetes; Diversisporales; Gigasporaceae
Source: the annotation of a GenBank genome assembly
AAGGAAGUAAUGAAACUUCCAGCAGGCAAGGCAAUGGAUAGAAACAGCUCAAUGGACAUACAAUCGAUGCCUUAUUGCAGUCAAAAAAGAAAGUAUGAAGCAAUGAAUGACUUACUUAAAGGAUAUGCAUCUAAUUUUGCUGCGAAUCAUAAAAACUUUAAAAUGAAAUUUCGUUCUAAAAAAGAUUCACAACAAUCAAUUGCAAUACUUUUUAAAUAUUGGGGUAAAUCUCGUAGUAAAUUCUCAUUUCUUCAUAAAAUGAACUUAGCAGAAUCUCUUCUAAAACAACUUGAAUAUGAUAGUUGCCUUGUUAUAAAUUGUCUUGGUGAAUUUUACCUUUGUAUACCUAAGCCACUUAAAAUAUGGGCUGAGAACCAAGGUCCUUUAUUUUCAGAAAAUCAAAAAAAGGGUGGAUCAGAAGUGAUUGCACUAGAUCCAGGUGUACAUACUUUUAUGACCG